GCAGAGGCUACACUAACUGCGUCCUGCAACAUCUUUCCUUAAAGCAACCAAGAGUCAGAAUGGAGUUUCACUACGCCACGGAGAUGAACGGAAAUGUGCCCAUGGACACUAGAUUGACCAAGUGCAUUGAGUCUAAACAGGAUGAUUUGUGCAAAAAGGAGAAGGACUCGAAGGAAUCUGAAGUUUUGACCAAGACGUCUUGCAUAGAGAAAGCUUACUGUACGAUACUGAGCGAGCUUGGAGAGAACACUGAGCGGGAGGGGCUUUUACGCACACCGUUACGCGCAGCCAAAGCCAUGCAGUUCUUCACGAAAGGCUCCCAGGAGACGAUCAAAGAUAUCUUGAACGACGCUAUCUUUAAUGAAAACCAUGACGAGGUGGUGGUUGUCAAGGACAUCGAUCUGUACUCUCUGUGUGAACAUCACCUGGUGCCCUUCUUUGGAAAGGCUCACAUAGCAUAUCUGCCAAACAAGAAGGUGGUUGGUCUGAGCAAGCUCGCGCGAGUUGUAGAGAUCUUCAGCAGGAGGCUUCAAGUUCAGGAGCGUCUAACCAAACAGAUUGCAUCAGCUAUACAUGAGGCCCUGGAGCCUGCUGGGGUGGCAGUGGUGAUUGAAGCUGCUCACAUGUGCAUGGUGAUGAGAGGUGUGCAGAAGAUGAACGCCAAGACUGUAACAAGUGUCAUGCUGGGAAAGUUCCAAACAGAUGCCAGGACCCGGGAGGAGUUUCUGUCCCUGGCUCUGGGGAAAUGAGAGAUUCUGAUCUCAGAGGGCAGGUCUUCAGGGGGAUAAGUCCACUUUUAUUUUGUUUUGCCAUGCAACACCCUCGGAUCUCCCCGUCUGCCAAAUUAUUCAGUGAAAUGUUAGUUCAUCCAUCUUCAUUUGGGGAUGACUGUCUUAUUUCAGCUCAUAACUUUUUAGGAGGUACCCAGCUCUGCUCUACAGUUGAAAUAUCAGAAACAAGCAAUUAAUGUGAAAGUAAUUGAAAUAUGAAGUCUAUUAAUUUGAAUAGAAAUUAAAUCUUACAUACAAUGAAGACAUACAAAGAUUUAAAAUAUGAAUAUAGCUUAUUGUUUGUGAUAAGAUAUAGUGGAAUAUUUUAAAAACAAAUAGAAAAAACCCCCAGAAAAAAAUAGCACUUUGCACAUCUGUGUGAUAAGAACUACCUAAAAUGACAGACACCACCUUUUAGGAAAAAAUAUUUAGUGAGUACUUUGACUUUUUACUUUGACUCCCUGUCCCAUCCAACAACAUGAAGGAACCAGCCACCAGGUGGCUUCCCUUUUGUGAUUUUCAUUUGGUCCAUCUGUACAGUCUAAGAUCUGUAGAUAGUCUAUGGGCCCCCACUGCAUGGUGCAGCUAUGCUAAUGAUGCUAGCCAUGCCAAUUAGCUGUGGGUGCCUUACAGGCCAGUUGAUAGUUAGCCAUCCUCGGUUGUGCUCACUGUUGCAGCCUUGAGCACAUCAUGGUUACAGUUAGUUUUAAAAACCUACAUUUACUGACCUAAGCUCUGUGACUGACAGGUACACAACCCGUUUUACCAUUCUGCACGGCAGCUAGUUUUUCUUUGGCUCCUCUCUACAGAGUAACUUGAUCCAGUUGUGUUGGUUAUGUGUUUACUUUUACUGGUCUUUGCAACACCCAUAGACUGAAUAGGCAACACCUUGAAGAUGGAGGGAGGGGGAGGUGUCUGUAGGUGAAACAUUUGUUUGGGUCUGAGAUGCUGGUGCUAGUGUGACAUCUAGUUGCAGUGAAUAUCAUAUUUAUAUAUAUAACUUUUAAAGUAAUGUGUAGCUGGUGUUUCAGUCAUAUUUCCCAAUAUUAGAAUUAUGAUUUCAUUACAAUGAUUUAAGUUUGUUAUUUGCCUUGAUACUUAUUUAUUAUUUAAAACAUUUUAAUUUGUUUUAUGCUGGAAUCUGAAAUAAUGGACUUAUUAUUUGCUGAUGUUACACUAUGAACUUAUGCUAUUGUGCUAUAUGGUACUAUGUUUGAUCACAAUGGAUUGUAUUUUCACAACAUUUUGAGAUAUUUAUAUAUCUGUACAGUCAAAAUCAAUAAAACUGAUAA
Hippoglossus stenolepis (Pacific halibut) is the source of this 2062-nucleotide messenger RNA. Its product is annotated as GTP cyclohydrolase 1. Lineage: Eukaryota; Metazoa; Chordata; Actinopteri; Pleuronectiformes; Pleuronectidae. Gene Ontology annotation, cellular component: cytoplasm. The coding region runs from base 60 to 749 and encodes 229 amino acids. Gene Ontology annotation, molecular function: GTP binding; GTP cyclohydrolase I activity; zinc ion binding. Gene Ontology annotation, biological process: tetrahydrofolate biosynthetic process; tetrahydrobiopterin biosynthetic process. The record is from RefSeq and is a predicted model, not a curated record. The transcript is spliced from 6 exons.